Homarus americanus (American lobster) is the source of this 971-nucleotide messenger RNA. Its product is annotated as keratin, type I cytoskeletal 9-like. NCBI's taxonomy places the organism in Eukaryota, Metazoa, Arthropoda, Malacostraca, Decapoda, Nephropidae. The record is from RefSeq and is a predicted model, not a curated record. Bases 24 to 668 code for a protein of 214 amino acids. The transcript has 2 exons.
CGGGGCUCACCACGAUCAACAUCAUGAAACUUGUGAUAUUUUGUAUGGGGUUGACCCUCCUAGCGGCCUCCACCUACGCCGAGGUCAGCUCCUUCUCCACCUCUUCUAUCGGGAGUGGAGGUUACGACUCAUCAGGUGGAGGUGGCUUCAUUGGUGGAGGUGGAGGCUUCGGUGGAGGUGGAGUCUUCGGUGGAGGAAGUAGCUUCGGGUCCUUCGGUGGUGGAGGUUUCGGUGGAGGUAGUGGAGGAGGUUACGGGUCGUCUGGAGGUUACAGUGGAGCCACAUCCCACGUCAGCUUUAAUCUCGGGGCUCCCCAGCGUGGGUAUGGAGGUUCAUCUGAUGGCGGUUACAACAGCGGCUCCUCCAUUGGCGGUUUCAGUGGUGGUUCCCUCGGCGGCUAUGGAGGUAGCUCAGGUGGCGGUUACGGAGGCAGUUCCUCCUUUGACGGCGGCUUCGGUGGUGCCUCCAUUGGCGGGGGCGGCUAUGAUAGCGGGUUCAUUGGAGGCGGCUUCGGAGGCGGCUCUAUCGGCGGGGGCGGCUAUGAUGGCGGCUCCAUUGGCAGUGACUUCGAUGGUGGCUCUUUUGGAGGCAGCAGUAGUUAUAACAGCGGAUCCUUUGGUGGCGGCAGCGGCGGUUUUGGAGGCGGCAGCUCAGGAUAUGGAAAAUAAUGUUAGUGAUGUACUCGCAAGAGGACAACAGUGACGCUGGAAGCCGAACUUGGUGUAUCCUAGACAUAAACAAAAAUAAGUUACAUAUUCCAGGUUACAGUAUGUGCUUCUAGAGGUACCCAUAGUACACCUUCAUCCUGCACAACCUCUAUAACAAUAGCAUCUAACAGAACACACUGACGAUAUGAAAACUCACAGAUCACUUCGAUAACUGUAUUAUUGUCAGGUUUUAUUGAUUUUAUUUACUUAAGGUAGUAGGUAAUAGGCAGCUACCAAACAGGGAGGUACUACUGCCUGGGAAGA